Messenger RNA from Penicillium malachiteum, 624 nucleotides. RefSeq lists its product as uncharacterized. The transcript has 2 exons. Bases 1 to 624 code for a protein of 207 amino acids. Lineage: Eukaryota; Fungi; Ascomycota; Eurotiomycetes; Eurotiales; Aspergillaceae. The record is from RefSeq and is a predicted model, not a curated record.
AUGGCCGAGCUUUCGCUGGUAUCCAGCGUUGCUGGGGUCAUAUCUCUAGGCCUUUCUGUAUGUCAAGGCUUAGUGACAUAUUCAUCACAUUUCAAAUCCUUCCACGAUGAGACCGGUGAUGUCGCGACCAAGGCCAAAGGGCUUGAGAUAGUUCUGAAGGCUAUUUCCGACCUCAUCUCGAAUCCUGAUGCUUUCAACCGUUCUUCCUCCAUCGUUGCCGAGAAAAUAAAAACGGCUAGCCAGUGCCUUUUGGAUUGCAAGCAGGGUUUGGAGAAGUUGAAGUCAUCUUUGGACGAAGUGAAGCGUGACUCCUCGUCAGGCAAGUCUCAGAAGGCGAAGCAAUAUCUCGAACGAUGUCUUUACCCUCUUCGAUGGGGGAAUCUGGUGGGUCGAGUUGAUACGAUUGAGGGUUUGCAGAGCAACCUGGAGAUGGCGCUCAGCUCGUUGAGAAUUGCCAUGGAUAUCGAUGGAAAAGUUGAGAACGACAAUCGAAUGAAGUCAGUUGAGGCAGCGAUUUUGAAUAUUGCCGUAGAUACAGGGAAAAUUGAAGGCUUGGAAGACAUGCUCAGGAAGGUUGUCGAAAGACAAGAGAAGGCAAAUGGGCGUUGCGACAAAAUUGUCUGA